Daphnia magna is the source of this 1772-nucleotide messenger RNA. It is a transcript of the gene YL-1, whose product is annotated as vacuolar protein sorting-associated protein 72 homolog. Gene Ontology annotation, biological process: chromatin remodeling; regulation of DNA-templated transcription. Gene Ontology annotation, cellular component: nucleus. The transcript has 6 exons. NCBI's taxonomy places the organism in Eukaryota, Metazoa, Arthropoda, Branchiopoda, Diplostraca, Daphniidae. Gene Ontology annotation, molecular function: ATP-dependent H2AZ histone chaperone activity. The coding region runs from base 198 to 1436 and encodes 412 amino acids. The record is from RefSeq and is a predicted model, not a curated record.
GACGCUGAAACGCGGCGUCUGCUUGCUGUAGGGAUGUUAAAACUUAAAAUUAGAAGUUAAACCAAACUUUGCGGUUUAAAUAUUUGUCUAUUGUGUGUUCUCACUCGCUUAAGAAUUAACUUAAGCGAAACAAUUACCUACGAGUAUAUUACCUUUUCGAUGAAAGAAAAUUUUUGUUUUGACUACGAAAUAUCACCAUGUCACUUCAGCGUGAACGGCGUGUUAAUGCUGGCAAUCGCUUGUCAAAAUUACUAGAGGAAGAAGAACAAGAUGAUGAUUUCUAUAAAAGCACCUAUGGUGGAUUCAAUGAUGAAGAGGAUGACAAUGAAUUUGUUUUCAAGGCUGAAGAGGACCAAGAUGAUAUUGUAGAUUCAGAUUUCAGUAUUGAUGAGAAUGACGAACCCAUCUCCGAUCAAGAAGAUGAGAGUACCAAACGAAAACGUGGUGUAGUCAGUACUAAAGCAUACAAGGAGCCAAAAGCUUCCACUAGUAAGCAUUUAAAAGGUGAUAGAAAUAUUGAUGAAAUGACAGAAAGGAUUGCACAAGCCGGAGAAAAAGUUGAUGAUUCUUCAGAAGUUCCAAAAGCUAGAUCAAAAUAUGCCAGAAAGACAAAAAUUCCUUCUCAAGCCAGAGAAAAAAAAGCAGUACGUCAAACAACUGCAUUAAAAUCAGCUGAAACCGUUCAGAGACUCAGAGAAAGGGAAACAAGAGGAAAAAGAAAACAUAACAGGAGAGACAAUGGUGAAAAAUUAACUCAACAACAACUUCUGGAAGAGGCAAAGGAAACAGAGUUACUCAACAUACAGUCACUCGAAAAGUAUCAUCAGCUUGAACUGGAGAAAAAAAAGACGAGGGUUGUGAAAAAGGCUCCCACUGGACCAACUAUUCGUUACCUCUCAACUUCGAUGCCCCUAAUACAGGAAUUAAAUGCAGAGCCCGAGCGAAUCAAUGUCGAAGAAGAUGAGGAUAAGGAAGAUAGUCUAGUUAACGAGACCGGCACUUUAGCGCCAGUCGACAGCAACGCGUGCUGCGAAAGAACGUUCAUAACUUUUUCAAACGACAGUGUCUUAGAGGCUAAUUUCAAUCAGAAAAAAGUCACUCCACCUCAAAAGAAUUUUUGUCCUAUCACUAGGCAACGAGCCAAAUACUUUGAUCCGGUGACUCAGCUACCGUACGCCACACUUCAGUCCUUCCGGAUUUUACGUGAGGCCUAUUGCCAGCAACUAGAAGUGAAAGGAGACGCCAACGAUGCAGAGAUCAGUCGUUGGAUUGAAUGGCGUCAGAAGUACCGCCAAGCUCGACUAGCCGCUCUUGCUGCUGCCCGUUCUCAACAGGCCAAUGCGCAGGGAAAUGCUGUACCGACAUCGACGCAGCAAUUGACACCAUCUUCAGCAGUGAAGCCCUCUAAUGCAAACAACUCAACUACAACGAUAUAAACGAAAUCUCCACUCCAUUACAAUCACCAAAGGCACUACCCAAAAACAAGAGCGUGUGGACGAGUUGCGGUUUCGUGUUGACAACCCAGUACGUAAAUCAUCUGGCUGGACAACGUUCGUGCAACAACUCGGCCAUCGCUGUCCCACAAAGCCCGUUAUUACUACAAGUGUUUCUUGAACUGCUGCGUCCUUAAUGUAAUUUGAGAAAGGUUUGCAACUUGGUAAAAAAAUUCGAUUCUAUGCGCAUGAACACGACGACAGACAAUCUGACGGAUGUGUUUUAUUCGGAUCAUGCGCGUUGUAACGUGAUCAAUACAGUAGAAAGUUCUGUUGUAA